This is a messenger RNA of Aspergillus campestris IBT 28561, 2200 nucleotides long. Its product is annotated as guanosine diphosphatase. Bases 424 to 1947 code for a protein of 507 amino acids. The transcript has 3 exons. Gene Ontology annotation, cellular component: membrane; Golgi apparatus. The record is from RefSeq and is a predicted model, not a curated record. Gene Ontology annotation, biological process: nucleoside diphosphate catabolic process; protein N-linked glycosylation. Gene Ontology annotation, molecular function: GDP phosphatase activity; UDP phosphatase activity. NCBI's taxonomy places the organism in Eukaryota, Fungi, Ascomycota, Eurotiomycetes, Eurotiales, Aspergillaceae.
CUUUUUUUCCCUCCCUGGGUCUUCUCACUCACUCGCCCUCUAGGGAUUCAUUCGCUUGGUUUCCACUCGCUUUGUCUUUUAUUCCCUCCACAAUCCUUUGUUGAUUUGCCCUGGAGGUCUUGGAGCGAAUCUAUGGUUUCUCCUUUCGGCCGCUAAUCCAUCUUUCUUAUCGUUGGUAAGAACAGAACAACGCCGACAGGUCUCCGGAUUGAGAGGCCACUCGCUUAGCUUUACGUUUCCGGCCUCGCUCGCAUGUCGACCGGAGUUGACGGUUGGCAUCUGAAGAACACUUCGUCUUUCUCACACUCAGGGUCACGAACGAGUAAACGCUCAAAUUCACGGGCCUCCGAGGCCGCGAGCCCCCCCGUCGACUUCCUGAACAACGUAUCGGAUAAAACACUUGACAACCCAUUCACCGCAACCAUGGCACAAAGUCAGCGAUCUCGGUACCUCAAGACAGGCGCCAUCAUUGGUGCCCUGUUGAUGAUGAUGUUUUGGUUAUCUCCCUCGAAGUCGUCUGUGGCGAAUGUCAGCGGAUCCCAAAAAGCGUCCCCUGGCACCGCCGCGCCUUUGACGGACAGGUGCACCAAACCCCAUGACCCGUCAAAGCCACUGAUCCAAUAUGCCCUGAUGAUCGACGCGGGAAGCCAAGGUUCUCGUAUCCACGUCUAUCGAUUCAACAACUGCGGUCCCACUCCCGAACUCGAAAAUGAAGUGUUCGAACAGACUGAAAAGAGGGCUGGUGGUUCUGGGCUGAGCGCAUACAAGGAAGAUGCUGAGGGCGCAGCGAAGAGUCUUGAUCCUCUCAUGCAGGCGGCUUUGCGGUCUGUCCCUGAUGAGUACAAAACUUGCUCUCCAGUCGCCGUGAAAGCCACCGCGGGUCUGCGUAUGCUUGGCCCGGAGUUGAGCCAGAACAUCUUGGAAGCCGUCAGGGCUCGAUUGGAGACCGUCUAUCCCUUCCCCGUGGUUUCCCGCGAGAAGAAUGGUGUUGCGAUUAUGGACGGCUCCGACGAAGGUGUCUACGCUUGGAUCACUACGAACUACCUUCUUGGAAAGAUUGGCGGGCCCGACGAGACCCCGACGGCUGCUAUCUUCGAUCUUGGUGGCGGCUCGACUCAAAUCGUCUUCCAGCCCACAUUCGCAAACAGCAAGUCGGGCGGGAUGCCGGAGCGACUGGCGGAGGGCGACCACAAGUACUCUCUUGACUUUGGUGGCCGAUACUUCGAGCUCUAUCAGCACUCGCAUCUGGGUUAUGGUCUCAUGGCUGCGCGCGAGGCUGUCCACAAGACAAUCGUUGAAGCAAAGUUGGCCAUGGGUACUAAGGAUCUGGCUUGGCUGAAACAGCCCAUCUCUAACCCGUGCAUUGGGCCAGGCAUGAGCCGUGAUAUUACUCUGACUUUCCCUCACGAUCACCCGCUUGGACCCGAGGUUACGGUUACUAUGGAGGGCCCGAAGGAAGGUUCUCUCGCGGCUGUUCAGUGCCGUGGGCUCACGGAGAAGAUCCUCAAGAAGGAUGCCGACUGCACUCUAGCCCCGUGCUCCUUCAACGGAGUUCACCAGCCCUCGCUCGAGAAGACCUUCUCUCGUGAGGACGUGUACGUCUUCUCGUACUUCUUUGACCGCACCAGACCCCUGGGCAUGCCGGACUCAUUCACCCUGGCAGAGCUUCACGACCUCACCUCGACGGUCUGUGCCGGGGCCCCGUCCUGGAAGAUUUUCGAGGGCAUCGAGGGAGCUCUGCCGGAGCUGCAGGGUCGCCCCGAAUGGUGCUUGGACCUGAACUUCAUGCUGGGACUCCUGCACACGGGCUACGACAUGCCCUUGUCGCGUGAAGUCAAGAUUGCGAAGAAGAUCAAGAACAACGAACUUGGCUGGUGUCUUGGUGCAAGCUUGCCCCUUCUGAGCCAGGAAUCGGGCUGGACCUGCCGGGUGAAGGAGAUCGUUUAAUGAAUCACGGCGAUUACGGAGAUAAACCAACUACCCUAUCUAUAUUUUUGUCUCAUGUUUAAUUAUCUCUGACGGGUGCAAGCCACGCUGUCACUUCCUUCAUGCAAAUAGAGCUUGGCCAUUUACCAUUCUGCCAUUUAUCUGUUUGUCGCAUUAGAUUUGGUUGAUAUUAUAUAUGGUGUUGAAAUAAAUCGAUUUGACACCGAGUUUGAGUGAAGAAAGUUCAUGGAGUUUUUAUACAUUGUUAUUUGUC